This is a messenger RNA of Athene cunicularia (burrowing owl), 848 nucleotides long. It is a transcript of the gene C21H1orf50, whose product is annotated as chromosome 21 C1orf50 homolog. The transcript is spliced from 4 exons. The record is from RefSeq and is a predicted model, not a curated record. Lineage: Eukaryota; Metazoa; Chordata; Aves; Strigiformes; Strigidae. The annotation marks the transcript as partial.
CUGGUGGCCCUGGCCCGGCAGGUGCAGCAGGCAGAUGACUUCAUCCGAGCGAACGCCUGCAAUAAAUUGACCGUCAUCGCCGAGCAGAUCCGGUACUUGCAGGAGCAGGCUCGGAAGGUCUUGGAUGAAGCUAACAGAGAUGCUGAUCUGCACCACGUGGCCUGCAACCUCGUGAAGAAGCCAGGAAACGUUUACUACAUGUACAGGCGGGAGAGUGGCCAGCGAUACUUCUCCAUCCUGUCUCCUAAGGAAUGGGGUACCAGUCCCCAUGAAUUUCUCGGUGCCUAUAAGCUCCAGCACGACAUGUCCUGGACUCCGUUUGAGGACAUUGAGAGACGAGAUGCUGAAAUAAACAUCCUGGACAAGCUGCUGAGCCGUCAGGCAGCUCUGCCUCCAUGUACAGAGCCCAACUUCCAGGGCCUGACCAAGUGACACGAGUGACCAUACAGGACGCCCUGCGCAGGGUCCCUGUGUGAGGACACGCAGAGCCUGCAUGCUGCCAAAGGCAGGGCAAGGAAGGAGACCAAGGAGCAAAAAUGCUCAUGCCACAAGUACUUCUCUGUGCUUUAACGAGUCUUACUCUGCAUUCAGUCUUACUGGAUUUUCUAGUAAUUGAGUAAUUUAUUUCUUUGACUUAGGUCAAGCUGUAGCAAGAGGCAGAUAAUAUCAGGUGGAGUCAAUUCCAAUAGGGUUUGGGGCGAAAACCAAAAAUGCUUGAGGCAGACGUGAUAAUGCCAUAAAAUACAUCCUACCUGUCCGGCUCCAGUGUACCUCCCUGUGACUACCUGUGGCAGGUAAUGAUUUCAGGGCUGGAUUUUGCCUCUCAUUAAAAUGCACAUAUCUAGGAA